AUGAUAUCAGUGACAUUACAGUUAUCGUUAACAUUGAUAACAUGGUCGUUUCAAUGUGCCAAAAAGAAACAACCACCACCAGCGACUGUGAAUACAGUGGAAGCACAAAGUGCAAAUACCGUAAGUCCAGCAAAUAUGCCCACAACAUCAACCGAAGGAAAAAGUGAUGCGAAAAAUCAAGACGAAAAGAAAGAGGGAAAUGCUGAGAAGGAGAAGGAAAAAGAGAAGAAGCAAUCGAAGAAGGAGUCGAAGGAGGAGGAGAAGAAGGAGGAGAAAGGCGAUCAGAAGAACGACGAGAAAAGCGAUGUGAAGAAAGAUUCGAAGGAUGAAAAAAAUGAUCAAAAGGAAUCAUCAAAUCCUGAUGAAAAGAAAUCAGCUGAAGAAAAAGAGGCCGCUAAACAAAAAGAAGCAAAUUUGAAGCCAAAAAUAAUGGCAAGAAACGCUAAAGAGGAACGAAUUGCGAAAGGAAAAGAAAUGAGGGGCAAAGGUGACUACCCAACUAUGGACGAUGUGCUUAGCGAUUGGGAUUCUGAUAAAGAGAAAAAGGAAAGUAAAGAUGAUGAUGCUGAUAAAUCAAAGUUAAAAACGAAUCUUGACGAAGCACCAGAUAAGGUAUGA
Molecule: messenger RNA, 618 nt
Organism: Anisakis simplex (herring worm)
Lineage: Eukaryota; Metazoa; Nematoda; Chromadorea; Rhabditida; Anisakidae
Source: the annotation of a GenBank genome assembly